AUGUACGACGAGGCGUUUCCUCCCGGAUUGAUGCUCCACAUGGCAGAUCUCAUCCAGGCAGCCCCGCCCAAUCUCCAAUUUGUUGUAUCCGCAAAGGUCAACAGAGAGAGUUGCUACUCCCAGCUCUUAAUCGACGCAGGAUUAACAGAGCUGGGCAAUGUCAAAGGAAGCAAAACGAACAAUGGUGGAGCGACCACAUUUACUCUGUUCAAACGCCUGGAACCCCAAACGAACAAAGAUGGAGGGUCCGCAGCUCCGGCAACCGCGUCAGUGUCGCCUGUGCCUGAGAAGGAGACACUCCAUCUGCAGAUCGAAGGAGAGCUCGAAAGAUUCACGGUGGGGGGUUCCUACGAAUCAAGAUUGAAGUACUAUGAGGCACUGAAAGCCUCAACUCAGAAAACUAUGCAGCGGGAAAAGAAGCUACGCAAACUGCAUAGCAAGAAACGAGAGAAGAAGCAUUGCCUAUGUGCUGCUCAAGCGAUGUGCGAGGCAAAAUGCAUCGGAUGUGAGGAAUACUUCGCUCAUAUCUCCGAAGAUGAGCUCACAUCCAAAAAAGUUACUUGGCUACCAAACCAACAGGGCCUUUUCUGUAAGACGAAGUUGAACAAGGACCAAUUCGUCGUCGAGUACGCUGGGAGAAUCAGGAAGACAACAAGCACCGACUGCGAUCGGUACGUACUGUGUUUCGAUGGGAAGCGCAUCAACGCCAGGGGAUAUGGAAUCCAGCAGUUCGUGAACCAUAGCUGCAAUCCGAACUGUACCCUUACUAAGUGGACAGAUGAGUACGGAAAGUCCAGAGUCUCCAUCAGGACCAAGAGCAACAUUCCAUCCGAAACAGAACUGACGGUCGACUACGGUAGCGAAAGGGAGCCCUUCGACUGUAUCUGCGCCCGUUGUCGCCCCAUCACAAAAACGGUGAUGUGGUUCGGGAUGACGGGAACCACCUUUGAAAGUAUGAAAGUAGACAGGCCCAGUAUCACGCUGGGGAGGUCUGGGAAAAAAAAAUGGUUGGCCGACUUCUGUAGUCGGAACGGCAAUAAAUUGGGUAAACAGGAUGCCCGCGAUUUCCUCCGCAUAUCGGCUGCGAGGUGGAAGAAAACAGAGGUCUACUCGGUAUCGAUUCAAACAAUCGACGAAAUCGAGAUGCUGAAUCGAGACCCAGUCUUCCACAACAACUGUGACUGGAAUUCCCCAGAUUGUCUGGCCAAGAUCGUAGGGAAAGUGGACGUGGUUGAGUGCGACUGGGUUUGGAUGCCGGCAUCCUACCUAUCGGAUUGCUUGAAGAAUGGGUUUUUUACUAAGGUGAUUCCGGAGCUGAUCAAAUGUCAUCUUGCGCCUGGUGGUUACAUUUUGUUACCACUCCAAAUCCCCAUCCUCGACCGAGUAUUGGCCCACCAGAAUGAGGGCAAAUAUUCAGUAACUUUGCUGACAGAACAAGAAGCGACGAAACUUAGCCCUUUGUUACAGGCCACGCACGAGCUACAGGCCAUCAUGACCGACAAAGAAACUAGGAGGGUUAUGGGCAAAGCAAAACAGCAGCUGGAUCACUACGCUGGUAUUGAAAGCCUAUCGGUGGUAGAUCAGACGGUCUCCUCUGCUAUCGACGUCAAGGACUUCCUAAAUAACUACGCUGAAGAGAAUGGCGACAUUGGGAAGCUAAGAUUCAUUUGCAUCAAAAGCAAACAGCCCAGUAAAAGCAGUCAGGCCGCUGGUAUCAAAAUAAAGCAGAGGAGCAAAAGAAAGCAGACGACAAAACCAACCGCUGCUGGCAAAAGGAAGAGUGUUCCGACAACGGAACCGGUGAAGGCGACAACUUCUGGUGCCAAACGAAACAAAAGGGCUGCGGGCAAAAGAAAGCAGACGACAAAACCAACCGCUGCUGGCAAAAGGAAGAGUGUUCCGACAACGGAACCGGUGAAGGCGACAACUUCUGGUGCCAAACGAAACAAAAGGGUGGUCGCUGCGGUCGUGGAGCAAUCAACCAAAGCCAAAACCAAGAUUUCCGCUGCCGCAACAGCUAGAAGCCGGAAGGCUCCAGGUUGUACCCCAAGAGAAAUGCGGUUGAAAGCCAAAGUGCUAGGGUAG
This is a messenger RNA of Cylindrotheca closterium, 2085 nucleotides long. The record is from the annotation of a GenBank genome assembly. NCBI's taxonomy places the organism in Eukaryota, Bacillariophyta, Bacillariophyceae, Bacillariales, Bacillariaceae.